Messenger RNA from Paramecium tetraurelia, 651 nucleotides. RefSeq lists its product as uncharacterized. The transcript has 3 exons. NCBI's taxonomy places the organism in Eukaryota, Ciliophora, Oligohymenophorea, Peniculida, Parameciidae. The record is from RefSeq and is a predicted model, not a curated record.
AUGUAGCAAUUCAAAAGAUUACUCCCACUCAUGAACACAAAGUUUCAUUUAAAACAUCAAGUGCCAUACAACUCAAUACUGAACAAGCAAAGAAUCUAGCAGGAGUAGUCAUCGAAGUAUCUCAAUUAAUAUUAAAAUAUAAGGCUGGAUAAGGCAAUCACGACCACAAAGGUGAGUUUGUUAAAAUUUGAGUUAAAGUGGGAGACACAGUUUUACUGCCCGAUUUCGGUGGACAAAAAGUCAAUAUAAAUGGAUAAGAACUUCUCAUUUUUAGAAACACAGACUUGUUAGGUAUAUUAUUCAGAUGAUCUUUUCUAAUUUUCGGAAUUUUGGCAAAAUCCUAUAACUUAUGACAAUAAGAACUGCUUUAUUAUUACAUCAAUUUAUUAAACAAUUAAUAUAAAAUAAUCUAAAAUGGGAAUUUGUCAUUCUAAAUCAAAGCUCAAAAGAAGUGGAGCCUUUCAAUGCAUCCCUAUUGAUUUUGAUAAAUUGAAGAGAUACAAUGAGGAACGAUAAAAAAACGAUCAAAACCUAGGUUAACAACAAUCCUUCUGUUAACUGAUUUGGUAGGAGGGCAACAAAAUCUCGAAUCAUCAGACCCAAACUUACAACAAUGUCUAAACCCAACAAAUUGAAUUAAGAAAACCAUGA